CUCUGUCCAGGUCUCUAGCCAUGAACCCUCUGCUCAUCCCUGAGGCCUACAUCAUCGGUGCCCAGCCUCUGUGCAGCCAGCUGGUGGGUCUCUCCCAGGGCCAGAAGAAGCUGUGCCAGCUGUACCAGGACCACAUGCAGUAUAUUGGCGAGGGCGCCAAGACGGGCAUCAGGGAGUGUCAGUACCAGUUCAGACACCGCCGGUGGAACUGCAGCACCGUGGACAACUCCUCCGUGUUCGGACGGGUCAUGCAGAUAGGAAGCAGAGAAACAGCAUUUACGUAUGCCAUCAGCGCGGCGGGGGUGGUCAAUGCCGUGAGCAGGGCUUGCAGAGAGGGGGAGCUGUCGAGCUGCGGCUGCAGUCGUGCUGCACGGCCCAAAGACCUGCCUCGUGAUUGGCUGUGGGGCGGCUGCGGGGACAACCUGAACUAUGGCUACAGAUUCUCUAAAGAGUUUGUUGACGCACGGGAGCGGGAGAAGAGCUAUGCCAAAGGAUCCUUCGAGAGUGCCCGGCUCAUGAUGAACCUACAUACACAAUAAGAGGCUGGCUCUCAGACGGUGUCGGACCUGGCCCAUGUCUCCUGUAAGUGCCAUGGUGUGUCGGGCUCCUGCAGUCUGAAGACGUGCUGGCUGCAGCUGGCAGACUUCCGCAAGGUGGGCGAGACCCUGAAGGAGAAGUACGACAGCGCGGCCUCCAUGAAGCUCAACUCGCGUGGCAAGCUGGUGCAGCGGGACAGCAAGUUCAACCCCCCCACCAGCCAUGACCUGGUCUACAUCGAGUCCAGCCCAGACUACUGUCUGUCCAACCAGAGCACAGGCUCCCUGGGUACUGUAGGCAGACUGUGCAAUAAGACCUCGGAGGGCAUGGAUGGCUGUGAGCUGAUGUGCUGUGGCCGGGGUUAUGACCAGUACAAGGCCCAGAUUGUGGAGCGAUGCCACUGCAAGUUUCACUGGUGCUGCUAUGUCAAGUGCAAGCGCUGUACCAAAACCGUGGACCAAUUCGUCUGCAAGUGAGGAGGAGGAGGAGGAGGAUGGGAAGAGUGUGUGUUCGUGCAAGUGUGCAUGCGUGUGUGUAUCCAGAGAGGCGGAACGAAGGAGGCGAAGAGAGGAAGAAAGAAAAAUAAAAAACUAUAUAAAUUAUAUUUAUAGAGUUAAACAAUUAUACCGUUGCAGAAGAUACUUUCUGUUCCAUGUAAUAGUUCCAAAACAUGUUAUGCCUUCCGAAACCGAAAAUACAGUGAAAUAUUUAUUUUCUGAGAUUAUUUGUGCCCGAUCAUCCAAAACUAAUUUUUWAUGAAUCCCCAGGCCUGGAGACCAGCAGUCAUUCUUUUUUAAACUCUCAAUAUGACCUAUAACAAGGUUCCCCAAUAGGUGGUUCCACGCAGGUGAUUUUAUUUGCCCCCCCCCCCAAGUUUUCUGAGCAAAACAAAAGACAAAUUAUAAUUUUCGUUGUUGAAUUUAAGACUGUAAAAUCACUGGGAAAUCAGCGCAAAGUUAUUUUUAAUUUAGGAAAUCUAUUKCCAAGUAUUCCUACGCAUAAAUAGAGAGAAAUGUGAUUAUAUUCCAAUGUAAUCAGGGUUUGAAAUGAUUCUGUUUUUGCCAAGUACUGUAUCUUUUUGGGAUUCUUGCGGUCAAUUUGCAGUGUACAAAUUAUUUAUAACUAUGUCUGCCCCCUCGACCAUCCGCUCAAGGAAAAAUCGGCCCACGGCUGAAUGUAAUUGGGGAKCACAGUCCUAUAGCUUAUAUUUGACUAGUCCAUUGGGUCACCAUGACUCUGAAACGGGAGCUUCUCUCCCGUUUCAUAACACUAUAUUAGUUAAAUGUUGUGGUUGAUGGAGAACGCUGAAUGCCCACAGUCUUAGCUGUUGAAUCUGGGGCUGCCGCUAAGAGGGGAAGGUUUACUUCCAUAUAUCUGUCUCUAUAGGGUGGUUAGACCUAAAUCAAACCUCCAUUGAACAUUGUUAAAUCUGUCUCUAUYGGGUGGUUAGACCUAAAUCAAACCUCCAUUGAACAUUGUUAAACCUGUCUCUAUAGGUAGUCAUUGGCCCCAUCCUUAACCCUAGUCCCUUAUGUUGCCUCUGUCUAAACCAAACAAGGGCCUAGGAAAGUGGGAGUGAUUUGGGUUGGGGUUAGUUCGAUCCUGUAAUGUAUCCCACAAGGCCUAGAUCUUCCCAGGUGCCCCAGCUAGUCCUCCCAAACACACUCAGCAUAUGCACUUUGACCCCGAGGCCUUACCCCGUCUGUCUGAUUUGUUUGUUUUGAGCUACAGUGUCUGUAAUAUACCAUAUUAUAGUCUACUUUCUCCAUAUUAAAACCCAUAUCCACUUAACAUAUAACAUGCUACUUUCAUGGUUUAAAUAUACAGUAUAUGGGCAAUGUUGUGGUUAUGAUGGUGAAAUCCCACAUGUUCUAUAUGGUAUAUACUAGGUCUAACCAACCAAUCACUUAUUAAAUUGUAUUUAUUUUCUUUUAUCCAAAUCUCUUAAGCUUCCAGAUAGCGCUUUGGGUUUUUUCUAUUUCAAUAAAUGCAUUUAAAUCCUACACUUUGUUACAUACAAUAUUUUCAGGUUACUUAUCAUUUGUUUUCACAUUUUUAAGGACAUGUUACCGAUUUAAUUUGGUUCCGCGGCAUUGUUUUUGUAAAGGGAAUUGCCCCUUGUUCUAAAACACCUGUUCAUUGUGUUACCCCUGUCCAAGCCUUCACAGACGGUUCUAGCCUUCGCUUGUUGCCACAAACUUGUUAAUACCCCUCAGCUCCUCCACACUAGCUCUGUGAUCAUCUUCAUUAAAACAUUGUUCCUAUAUGUUA
Molecule: messenger RNA, 2808 nt
Organism: Salvelinus sp. IW2-2015
Lineage: Eukaryota; Metazoa; Chordata; Actinopteri; Salmoniformes; Salmonidae
Product: protein Wnt-5a-like
Exons: 3
Biological process (GO): cell fate commitment; canonical Wnt signaling pathway; neuron differentiation
Cellular component (GO): extracellular region
Molecular function (GO): cytokine activity; frizzled binding
Source: RefSeq, a predicted model, not a curated record